Molecule: messenger RNA, 7084 nt
Organism: Apodemus sylvaticus (European woodmouse)
Lineage: Eukaryota; Metazoa; Chordata; Mammalia; Rodentia; Muridae
Gene: Pfkfb2
Product: 6-phosphofructo-2-kinase/fructose-2,6-biphosphatase 2
Exons: 15
Coding region: 176-1732 (518 amino acids)
Biological process (GO): fructose metabolic process; fructose 2,6-bisphosphate metabolic process
Cellular component (GO): cytosol
Molecular function (GO): ATP binding; fructose-2,6-bisphosphate 2-phosphatase activity; 6-phosphofructo-2-kinase activity
Source: RefSeq, a predicted model, not a curated record
GCUGACGCGAGGGUGGGCGGGGCCAGGAGCCCCACGUGACCCGCCCCAACCCCCGGAGCCGGGACUUGUUCAGUCUGUCCUCCAGCUCCGGUACCCGGCGCUCCGGUGGCGACACCGGGUCUACGGCAGGGAGGACGACCAGGACAGGUCAUAGGGUGCCUCCUGAAGAGUUACCAUGUCUGGGAAUAGCUCAUUUUCCACAGAGGACAGCAACAACAGCUGUAAAUCCCACGCCUCCAAUCUCCGAAGGGCAGGGAAGAAAUGCUCGUGGGCUUCCUAUAUGACCAACUCCCCGACACUCAUUGUUAUGAUUGGCUUGCCGGCCCGGGGUAAAACUUAUGUGUCCAAGAAACUAACACGCUACCUCAACUGGAUUGGAGUACCCACCAAAGUGUUUAAUCUUGGGGUCUAUCGACGGGAAGCAGUCAAGUCCUAUCAGUCUUACGACUUCUUUCGACACGACAAUGAAGAGGCUAUGAAGAUCCGCAAACGGUGUGCCCUGGUAGCACUGGAAGACGUGAAGGCCUAUUUUACUGAAGAGAGUGGGCAGAUUGCGGUGUUUGAUGCCACCAAUACCACUCGGGAGAGGAGGGACAUGAUUUUGAACUUUGCCAAGCAAUAUGCCUUCAAGGUAUUCUUUGUAGAAUCUGUCUGUGAUGAUCCUGAUGUCAUUGCUGCCAAUAUUCUGGAGGUAAAAGUAUCAAGCCCUGACUACCCCGAAAGGAAUAGGGAGAAUGUGAUGGAGGACUUCCUGAAGAGAAUUGAGUGCUACAAGGUCACUUACCAGCCCCUUGACCCAGACAACUAUGAUAAGGAUCUUUCUUUCAUAAAGGUGAUAAAUGUUGGCCAGAGAUUUCUGGUCAACAGAGUUCAGGACUACAUCCAGAGUAAGAUUGUCUACUACCUGAUGAAUAUUCACGUCCAUCCUCGCACCAUCUACCUUUGCCGGCAUGGAGAAAGCGAGUUCAAUCUUUUGGGAAAGAUUGGGGGUGACUCUGGCCUUUCAUUGCGAGGAAAGCAGUUUGCUCAGGCCCUGAAGAAGUUUCUGGAGGAACAGGAGAUCCAGGACCUCAAAGUAUGGACAAGCCAGUUGAAGAGGACAAUUCAGACUGCUGAGUCUCUGGGGGUGACCUAUGAGCAGUGGAAGAUCCUAAAUGAGAUAGACGCUGGUGUGUGUGAGGAGAUGACGUAUUCAGAGAUUGAGCAGCGGUAUCCAGAGGAAUUUGCACUUCGAGAUCAAGAGAAGUAUCUGUAUCGAUAUCCUGGUGGGGAGUCCUACCAGGACCUGGUGCAGCGGCUGGAGCCUGUCAUCAUGGAGCUCGAGCGUCAGGGCAACAUCCUCGUUAUCUCCCACCAGGCUGUCAUGCGCUGCCUCCUGGCCUACUUCUUGGAUAAAGGAGCAGAUGAGUUACCAUACUUGAGGUGCCCCCUCCACAUCAUCUUCAAGCUCACUCCUGUGGCCUAUGGUUGCAAAGUGGAAACAAUUACACUGAAUGUGGAUGCUGUAGACACACAUCGUGACAAGCCAACUCACAACUUCCCCAAGAGCCAAACCCCUGUAAGGAUGAGAAGGAACAGCUUUACGCCUCUGUCCAGUUCGAACACAAUAAGGCGUCCAAGAAAUUACAGUGUUGGGAGCCGACCCCUCAAGCCCCUCAGCCCUCUCCGUGCCCUGGACAUGCAAGAAGGGGCGGACCAGCCGAAGACCCAAGUCAGCAUUCCGGUGGUGUAACUGUGUGUUUCCCUCCAGCUUUGGCCUCUUGCCCUUGCCACUAAUCAACCAAGAAGUCAUUUAACUUUACCCCACUCCCGUCCCAACAUUAAUCUGAACAUGGAAUCUGAGCUCAUGCGUGUGCAGAGCAGCCUCAGCCAUUCUCUAGUAUAAACAGCUCACCCGGGGGCAAGAUGGCAAGUUGGGCUUUUAGGAAAGGUCCCCAGAUGGGAUGAUCUGAAAGAGGAGCCAAGCAUGAGUCAUAGACUUGGUUCUUCUGUUUCCUGAUGUCUGAACCCAGUCUCCGUGAAGUGUGUGUGUGUGUGUGUGUGUGUACGUGUGGAAGGGGCUUGUUGGGAGGGAGUGCUGAAUAGCGUGGAAUGUAACAACCUAACUGUCCUUCACAUGUGUCCUUUAAGUCUGUCCUUAUAUCCUUACCUCCCCUGUCCUAUAGCUUCUCUUUUGGUUGUCUGGUAUGAUGCAUGACAUUGUGAUGUCUUAAAGUAAGGGACUGUUGAGAAGUACCUAAGCCUCAUUGGUGCUGUUUGCACGCGGGUCUGGAUCUGUGCUGGGAGAGUCUUUUCCCUUCCCUUCUCCCUUCCUCUCCAGCCAGGUCCAGCAAGGGUCAGCCCAGGCUACAGAACAUCCACAGAAAGCCCUGGAGUUUGCAAGUGGACAUAGGGUGAGAGCUCUUGCCUCUUUUCAUGAGAAACAAUCCUAAGUUUUUGCUGCCCUGGGGAGCUGGCUCUAAGAAUGUGGCUGUGUCUUGGUUUGUGUUCCUAACUUGAGGAGCGUGCAGUCCUUUGCUGGCUGUGAAGUGGGGCUGGGCUGGGGUGAAGUCUAGGUCUUACACAUUUACAGUUCAGAAUUCUGUCCGUGGCUCUCAUUCCCUUUGCCAUUCUAGUAGCUUUCCUGCAGCCCAUGAUCUUUGGGGCUGUUUAAAAUCACCAUUGAGCCCUGAGUUUGUCCGAGCAACAGUGAGGGUCUUCAGAAAGUUCAGUAAGGCUGCUCCUUGUUACCAGUACCUUUUGGAGUAAUUUCCUAAAGCUAAAUUUUUACAUGAAAAGUUAUUCUUUGGUCAUGAAAAAAGUUUUGAUGAUAAAUUUAUAACCUGACUUAUUGGGGGCAUUUUGUUUAUAUAAGAAAAUAUUACAAUAUUCCAAGAAGUCCUCUGGGGUUUGGCUCUUGAAAGCCUAUUUGUAUCUAUUUCUUGCUUAAAGGGGAUUCUCCAUACCGGCCCAGGGCCCUGUUUGGCUAAGAGAGCACCCUGCCGCUGAGCUCAGUUCCAGUCCACUGUGGCACAUGUUUCUAAGGGACACAUCUAAAGGUCUCAUGAGAUUUUUCAGAAAAGACAGGUGACUCCCUACCUCUCACUUGAUCAUGUGGGGCCAGGUGGUGAGAGAACAUUAGUAAUUUUCUUUGUUUUUGUCCUGUGAUAGAAAGCUUUUUGCAUGGUUCUUGUCCAGAAACACUCCUUAGACUGUGCCAUAGAAUUUUGGAAAUAUAUACAUACCUUGGUUCCCUGGAGACAGACUGAGUACUGCCUCCAAACUCUCUGGGAUUGGAGUCUUGCUAUUUGGGUGUUUAAAUAACUUCCUUAAGAGUUAAACCAAGGUUAAGAGGCCACUUGAGGAGCUGGAGAGAUGCCAAGUCCUAACAGUACACGCUGUUCUUCCCCAGGCCCAGAGCUUAGCCCCAGCAUUCCCUUGGAGUGGCUCACAGCAGCCUGUAACUGCAGCUCUGGGGCCGCGGAUGCUUUCUGCUGGGCUCCCCAGGUACUUUCACAUAUGUAGCUUAUACACACAGAGACAUGCAAAUACACAUAAAUAAUACUAAAACUAAAUCUUUUUUUUCAGUCCCGCUUUAUGAAGGUGAAUAGAAAAAUACUAGUCUAUUGGUAUCUUAGACAAAGUAUCAGACUGGGAAUUAUGAAUUCUUGGUUCUGAAAAGAAUUCUUUGGAAUUAGAUGCUGAAGCAGAGCAGUUUUGACUGAAGUAAUCCCUUCAAAGGUAGGCUGGCUGCUUUAUUAGAAAGGUAUUCUAGAUUCUAGUCCCAUCUUUUAUCCUUGGCACUGCAAGGGGGAUAUGCAACAAAUUACUGAAUUAGACACAUGUUCUUGGGUCCCUGCUGACAAUGUACUCAAGGUGAAGUGCACUGAGAUGGAGUGCAUGGCCUGAGGGAGGUCCUCGUCACAGGCUGCUGACCGCUGGUCCUGAGCCCUUUACCUCUUGGUCCAUAUAGACGCUACCUGCCUUCCUGAAACUCAUCUAAGACAAAGGAGCUGGGAAAUCUAGUCAGGCAGUGUGCACUGUCCCCUGUUUGCCUUGAAGGUGGGCUCUGGCUAUGGUGUGGAAAACGCAUGCAAAAUGACAAAAACUGAACAAGGUUUAGUUUCCUGGACCUGGUGAUUACAAACAAAACAAUACAAUAACAACAACAACAACAACAACAAAUGACCUUUUAGUGGUCAGACAUGUACUUGUGUUCAGUGCUGGGAUUAGAUAGCCUGUCUAAGGACUUGUUCCUGGAGAAGACUGGAUCUUCCUCUCUCAGCAGCCAUUGAGUGCAUGUGGCUCUUUAUCUAGGGUGGAUUUUUACACACACACACACACACACACACACACACACACACACACACGUAUGUAUGUAUCUGUGUGUGUACACAUGUCAUGCCACAAUAACUAGAAGAAGGGAUUGUGAUCUUGAGGGAGUAGGAGAAACCUUGGGAGAGUUGGAUGGGGAACAGGAGGCCUAGAAUACAGUACUCGUGUGUGAAAUACUAAAAAUAAAAAAAGACAGGAGAUGUAAUUGAUAAAUGAAUAUUUGCAAAACAAUCAAGCAUUCUAGAAGAGCUGACAUUAGGGUAGAGUAUAGCUUGUCCUCUGAUUGUUUCCUUGUUCUGUGGCUGUGAAACCCAAGGGGUUGGCAUGUCCUGUCCUCACAGUGGAAGGAUAAGAUAUGGCCUGCUUGGCGUGUCUCCCACUGUUACACAGUUGCCUUGUCUGCUGCUUAGUUAUUGCAACUCUGAUCCAAAUCGGCAUUUAGUCUUUCUUCUGCUGCAAGGUAAGAGCAGUCCAGAGCUAUUGAGCGGGAAGAGGAAGAACAUUGAGCUAACAGCUAUUAAGGAUCUAGCUUGUAAGAGGAGACUUCUCUGAGCACUUGGAAUUGAGCUAACCUGUUGUAAGUGCCGUCUUUAGGAGUGGACUCUCAGUCUCCGCUUGCUCUUCUCUCUUCUACUGUGUUAGUUCACCUCCAUAAGGAGGGCUGGGGAAGUCUCGCUAUCCCUGCAUAACAAGGAGCAGAAGUUGGAGCUGAAAAGCAGCAGGAGUUUGAACCUCUGUCAGAGUUUAGGACAAGGCCCUUCCGAGUAGCUGAGCAGGAGCGGCGGGACACAGUGACAGUGCUUAUCCCAGAGGUUAGGGAAGUUCCACUGUCAUCCCUCUUCCCUCGCCCUUGUUACUUACCAGUGGGCGGUUUACCUGACUGUGCUUGUGUCUGCAUCACGAACCCCCCAGAGAAUGUGACUUCUAGAGUACCGGCAUUGAGGCUUUCAGUUUUCUCAUAGGGAAAGUAGGUGAAGUCCUGAAUCUACCUGUAUAAAAUAGGGAAGAGAAAAUAAUAGUUUAUUUAUUUAUUUUUAAACUCACAACUGAAUGGGAAAUAAAACCCCCAAAAGUGGUGGGAGGGGCCCUGGAGAUACAGUUCAGUGGUAGAGUACUUGCCUCGCCUGUAGGAGCCCUGGGUUCUAUCCCCAGUACUGGGGAAAACAAAAACAAAACACAACAAUACUGAAUGAAAAAGUCAGGAAAUGGACCUGAAAGAGCAUCUGAAAGGAAAUUUAGAGAACCAGUUCUGUCCUGCCUUGUUUCCAAACUAGAAUUUAGCAUUUACUGAUCCUUGCGGUAGGGCUUUCUCUCUUGGUAAAUGAAUCAUUUCAUCAUUCUUAGACCGCAUUAUGCUGUGUACUUGCCAUUAUUUCUGGUUCCUAAAGAGGCAGAGUUAGGGAUACAGCGUGCUUCCGGUCCUAGCCCAAAUGGUUGAGCAUUUCAGACAAGGAUCUAUGUAAUUCUUGUUGAAGUUGGUCUCCAUACAUCUCAUUUAAGUAAACAAACAGUGUUGUUGGUAGGGAAUAAAUCUGCCUGGUGAUCCUUGUAGGGACAGGUGCGGUCUAAGUUCCAUUAGCUCACUGGUGCUCGGAGUGGCUGGUGCACAGGAGAGACAGGCCAGGUAAUUGAGGCAGCUCUGAGUGCUGUGGUUUCAUGCACCUCCCACUGCCUUACAGUCUCAGAAGAAUGUUGUGUUUGUUGCCAAAAGUUUCAGUAAAUCACCCAGCUUUCCUUGGUCGACUUGUUUGUGUUUUAAGGCAUUUUUAUUUUAAAAGUACGUAACGGCUAAGCAGGACUUGCUAUGCACGCUCUUGGCUCUUCCAUAGAGGUGAUGGACACACAUGAAAAGUGUGCCUGGGUAUUUAGUUUUGUAGUGUCCAGAAGGCUGAUGGUCUUUUUGCCAGUAGUCCAUUCUUUCCCAUUGUGCUGACUGAUAGGAUGUGCACAUUAUUAUAUUUCCUUGCCUAUUAUCCCUACCAGAAACUGAACAUUUUUUGUUUCUUUUAUGGAAAAGUUCUGUACACCAUAGCUUUUCAGACAAUAUUGUAAAAUAGUGACCCAACUUCUCAUUAUUUUUCAAAAGAUGAUGUUGUAGAUUACUUGUGUGGCAUUUUGUGACCCUAGCUAAGGUAAAGCCAGAAGAGUUGUGACUUUACUUGAAAUCAUUUCAUUCAGUCUCCUGCUUCAGGGUAGCACUUUCCUUUUACUCUCCCCUCCCUGUUGUGGGCUGCAGUGUGCUCACUGAGGGGGCUGCUGUGUUUAAUCUGAUGUGUGUUUAGCCCUUACUCACAGUCUUAUAAGGGAAAUGUGAUCCUAAGAGUGGCUCAGAGUACUCCUUCCCAUGAGCCUUUUUCACUGGGUAUGUGACUAAUAUGAUAUGACUUGGUUUAAAAACAUUCUGAAUUGUGUGUAGUUUUUUGUUGUUGAAGCAACAAACUCCGCUUACUCAGAUGUGGUUUUCCUGUGGCAAAUGCAGAGGGCUUACCCCAGGUGGCCUGUGAUGUAGAGAGGUGCCGAUCAUUCCUUGAUUAGAUGGAAAUGGGCAGAAUUGGGAAGUCCAGUAACAGUUUUAUUGCAGAUUUCUUAGGUUUCUUAGCUCUGCUGAAAGUGAAGAUGUUAAUCCUUAGUAUCUGUCUGAUUUAUUCUCAUGAUAUUAAUAAUGAAAUAUUGCAUCAGGUCCAUUUAAAGUGUAUAUAAUUGUAUUUGAACUGUGUUUUAUGUGCAUGUCUGUAUAGAAUGGGUUAAUAAAAUUGUUGAGUAACUUGAA